CUUAUCUCUGUCAAAUGUCGUCUGCUAAAAAACGUGUUGUUUGUUGCCACUAACCUGAAAAUAAAUAUUUCUGACACUCGGAUACAUAAAAAUUUAUUUAACUUAAAAAAGAAAAGUAAAUAGCUUAAAUUAACUUAAAAUAAUACUUUUACUUAGUUAUAAAUAGAUUAUUCUAACAAAUGAAUAAAAUGUCACAUAGUAAAAGAUCUCCUUUAAUUUUUGAAUUAAUUGCGGAGUGCAACACCUCAAAAGCUCGAACUGGCGUAAUGACAUUAAUUCACAGUGUAGUUGAUACUCCAGUUUUUAUGCCGGUUGGAACGCAGGGUACAUUGAAAGGAUUACUGCCUCAGCAACUAGAGAAUUUAAAUUGCCAAAUAAUGCUUAGUAAUACAUAUCAUCUAGGAACUAGACCUGGUCCCGAAAUUCUUGAAAAAGCCGGAGGUUUGCAUAAGUUUAUGGGAUGGAAUAGAAGCUUAUUAACAGACUCAGGAGGCUUUCAAAUGGUUUCAUUAUUGAAAUUAGCAGAGAUCACCGAAAAAGGAGUCAAAUUUAAGUCUCCUUACAAUGCUGAAUCUGAAUGUAUGUUAACUCCGGAACAUUCCAUUGAAAUUCAGAAUGCUAUUGGAGCUGAUAUUGUAAUGCAACUUGAUGAUGUUGUUAGUAGUGUAACAACUGGACCAAGAGUUGAAGAGGCAAUGCACAGAACAUUAAGGUGGAUUGACAGAUGUUUAUCUGCUCAUAAAAGACCAGAUGAACAAAGUAUUUUUCCAAUUGUUCAAGGAGGUCUUAAUCCUGAAUUAAGAACAGAAUGUGCUAAACAAUUAAUAAAACGAAAAGUUAACGGAUAUGCUAUUGGUGGAUUAAGUGGAGGAGAAAGUAAAGAUGAAUUUUGGAAAAUGGUUCAUCUCUCUACAGAUAUUCUUCCCAAGAAUAAACCACGAUAUUUAAUGGGAGUUGGAUUCGCAGUUGAUUUAGUUGUAUGUUGUGCACUCGGUAUCGAUAUGUUCGAUUGUGUUUUCCCGUCAAGAACAGCUCGAUUUGGAUGUGCUUUAAUACGAAAUGGACAGUUAAAUUUGAAGCAAGUGCAAUACAAAAAUGACAAGAGACCAAUAGACGAUAAUUGUGACUGUAGUACUUGCAAAGAAUACACUAGAGAUUAUCUUCAUCAAAUCGUUACUGUGGAAACUGUGGCAUGUCAUUUACUCACUGUGCACAAUAUUGCUUUUCAAUUGAAUUUAAUGAAAGACAUACGAGAAAGUAUAAAAGCGCAAAAAUUUACUGAAUUUGUUCAAGAUUUUAUGUUAACAGUGUAUCCAGAUAAAACAUAUCCAACGUGGGUUAUUGAUUCCUUAAAAGCUGUAAAUAUUAAUUUAUUAUGAUAAAUAUAAAAAUUAUGAAGCGAA
Leptopilina boulardi is the source of this 1403-nucleotide messenger RNA. It is a transcript of the gene Tgt, whose product is annotated as queuine tRNA-ribosyltransferase catalytic subunit. Gene Ontology annotation, cellular component: cytosol. Gene Ontology annotation, molecular function: tRNA-guanosine(34) queuine transglycosylase activity. NCBI's taxonomy places the organism in Eukaryota, Metazoa, Arthropoda, Insecta, Hymenoptera, Figitidae. The transcript has 8 exons. Bases 180 to 1379 code for a protein of 399 amino acids. The record is from RefSeq and is a predicted model, not a curated record.